AUGACCGAUCCAAACUUCAAGCCCAUGCACGUGACAGUCACUCCAGAACAUUGCCUCGGCAAUGGCGGCCUCGGUCGCUUCUGGAUCCUUCCCGGAUCACGCGAUCGCGCGCAGCAGAUCGCGGAGACUUUCCUCCAGGACUGUGAGGUGAUCGCUUCUCCUCGUGGUCAUGAUGGUUACAUUGGCAAGUACGAGGCCCCUGACGGAACGGUGGUCGACAUUGGUAUUAUCUCUACCGGUAUGGGUGCUCCAAGUGUUGACAUCAUCGCCACUGAGAUGAUCAAGCUUGGUGCCAAGGUCCUCGUCAGAGUUGGUACCGCUGGUGCCAUGCAGAAGACUCUCGGAAUCGGUGAUAUCGUUAUCGUUACUGGCGCUGUUCGUGAUGAGGGUACAUCGAGGCAUUACAUGCCUCUCGAAUUCCCUGCCCUUGGAUCGGCUGCUGUUGUCACGGCAAUGUGUAGCGCUGCCCAACACCAGCUCGAGACGGAAGAUGAAGAGCUCAAGGAAGGUGCUCAAUGGGUCUACGACGCUGGUCCGGUCCAUUCUAAGGAUUCCCUCAUGGCGAGGGAGUUCAAGUUCGGCCCCUAUGCUGCUGAGCACAAACGCUAUAUGGAAGUAUUGGAGAAUCUCGGCUGCCUAGCCUCUGAGAUGGAAGUAGCCAUGCUCUUCAGUCUGGCUCAGGUCUAUGGUGUCAAGGCUGGCUGCGUCCUUGCUAUCAUUGGUGGUGGUGACGGCGCGCCUUUCUCCGAUGAAGCUCAUCUGAAGAGCGAGGCGGUGACUCGUUCAUGCACAAUCGUAUGUCAGGGCAUGGCCCAGCUUAAGAGAAAACUCAUGCGUUACGGGAGGAAGGCAUCCCUUCUCGGACGUUCACUUUCUCAGACCAUCAGUUAA
Perkinsus marinus ATCC 50983 is the source of this 891-nucleotide messenger RNA. RefSeq names its product Uridine phosphorylase, putative. Gene Ontology annotation, biological process: purine nucleoside catabolic process. NCBI's taxonomy places the organism in Eukaryota, Perkinsozoa, Perkinsida, Perkinsidae. Gene Ontology annotation, cellular component: cytosol. The transcript has a single exon. Gene Ontology annotation, molecular function: purine-nucleoside phosphorylase activity. Bases 1 to 891 code for a protein of 296 amino acids. The record is from RefSeq and is a predicted model, not a curated record.